Molecule: messenger RNA, 1446 nt
Organism: Apis florea (little honeybee)
Lineage: Eukaryota; Metazoa; Arthropoda; Insecta; Hymenoptera; Apidae
Product: facilitated trehalose transporter Tret1
Biological process (GO): transmembrane transport
Cellular component (GO): membrane
Molecular function (GO): transmembrane transporter activity
Source: RefSeq, a predicted model, not a curated record
CGUGCAUGGGUGGAUUUUCACUGGGUUGCGGUAUCGGAUGGAGCGCGCCAUGCGUUGAACUUUUGAAAGAGGUGCACAUGUACGACAUAUCCGCGAUCGCCUUGAUCGCCGCGAUUUUCCCGUUGGGUGCGGCUUGCGGUUUGCCCAUCGUGCCAUUUCUGAUCGACAAGAUCGGUCGAAAAUGGUUGAUGCUCUCUCUGAUUCCGGCCUUCAUCCUCGGUUGGGUUUUCAUCAUAAUCGGCGUGUCCGUGUUCGCCCUUCUGGUCGUAGGAAGAUUUCUCACUGGCGCGUGUGGUGGCAUGUUUUGCGUCAUAGUGCCCAUGUACUCCGCGGAGAUUUCAGAGAAAGAAAUCAGAGGUACUUUGGGUAUAUUCUUCCAAUUGUUGCUCGUGAUCGGAAUCCUGUACGCUUACUGCUGCGGAUACGCUAGAAACGUCGUUACCACGACGGGUCUUUGUUUCAUUGGUCCAAUUCUGUUUGUUAUAAUGAUGAUGUUCAUGCCUGAGAGUCCUAUGUUUUACAUGGUGAAGCGCAACGAGGAGGCUGCCAAAAAAUCGAUGAGAUUCUUCCGAGGACCGGAUUACGAAAAAAUCGACGAUGAGCUCGCUCUAUUCAAAGAACAAGUAGAGAAAAGCGCGCUCCAGCAAGUGACAUUCGGCGCGUUCAUGAAGAAACCCGUGUUGAAGACGUUGGGGAUCGCUUACGGGCUGAUGUUCGCCCAGCAAUUCAGCGGUAUCAACGCGAUCAUAUUCUACAGCGAGACGAUUUUCAAGCAGACAGGCGUCGAUCUAGAUCCCUUGAUGCAGAUGGUGGUGUUCGCGGUGGUCCAGGUGAUCGCUUGCGUUAUAGCUGCUGCGACGAUCGACCUAGUGGGCAGAAAAGUACUCCUGGUAAUAUCGUUUGCGAUAAUGUGCAUUUGCCUGAUAGGUCUGGGCAUGUUUUUCAUCAUAAAAGAAACCAGUCCCGUGACAGCCGACAUUCUAUAUUGGUUACCGCUCCUUUGCGCUUGCUUAUACAUCCUGUCCUUCUGCCUGGGUGCCGGUCCUAUACCGUGGGCCUAUAUGGGGGAGAUCUUCCCUACCAAGUUAAAGGGGACCGCUUCCACGUCGGCAGCAUUGUUCAACUGGAUAUUGGCGUUUAUCGUGACCGUGUCGUUCUCGAGCGUGGUCGAGGCUAUCGGGAUCGCACCAGUUUUCUUCUUCUUCGCGUUGAUCUGCGGGUUGAGCGUGUUGUUCGUGAUAUUCCUUAUGGUCGAGACCAAAGGGAAGACGUUCACCGAGAUACAGAGGGAAUUCGGAACCUUCGAAAUCGAGGAGUAAAAAAAUAUACAUACAUAUAUAUAUAUAUACAUACAUACAUACAUAUAUAUGUAUAUAUAUUGAAUAAAAAUAUAUGUCGAAUAUCUUUGAACGAGAUCCAAGAGAUUUAUCGCUUUGUGAGCGAAAA